AUGCAAGAGAAGAUAGAAUACGGAGCCAUGAAAGUUUUCUUCCUCACCCUAUUGCUGAUCAAUGAAGUUCCUAUAAGAGCUCAUUCCCAGCAGGGGAUCGAAGACAAUGAAAGCUGGACGACGAAAGCUUGCAGAUGUGACUGCAAUGCAGACGAGUCCACCACUGAGAUGACGUCCAUCGUAUCUGGCUCAAGCUGGAUCCAAGAAAUGCACUGCAUGCCAGAAUGCCCAUAUCACAGACCUCUGGGCUUUGAGGCUGGAUCAGUCACUUCUGAACAAAUCAGCUGCUCUAAUCAAGAUCAGUACACGGGUUGGUUCUCCUCAUGGAUCCCCAACAAAGCCAGACUUAACAACCAGGGGUUUGGAUGUGCUUGGUUGUCUAAGUAUCAGGACACCAACCAGUGGCUGCAGAUUGACCUGAAGAAGGUGAACGUGGUGUCUGGCAUCCUUACUCAAGGGCGCUGUGAUGCAGAUGAGUGGAUCACCAAGUACAGUGUGCAGUACCGCACCAGUGAGAAUCUCAACUGGAUCUACUACAAGGAUCAGACAGGAAACAACAGAGUGUUUUAUGGAAAUUCGGAUCGCUCCUCUUCAGUCCAGAACCUGUUCCGUCCUCCCAUUGUGGCUCGCUACAUCCGCCUCAUCCCUCUGGGCUGGCACACGCGUAUUGCUAUUCGCAUGGAGCUUCUGCUCUGCAUGAAGAAAUGCACCUAA
Messenger RNA from Neoarius graeffei (lesser salmon catfish), 714 nucleotides. RefSeq names its product retinoschisin 1a (gene rs1a). Lineage: Eukaryota; Metazoa; Chordata; Actinopteri; Siluriformes; Ariidae. The transcript has 6 exons. The coding region runs from base 1 to 714 and encodes 237 amino acids. The record is from RefSeq and is a predicted model, not a curated record.